GCAGCCAGCAUGCCGCCCAAGAAGGAGCUCCCCGCCAAGGAGCGGGCGCUCUUCAAGCGGCUCAUCCAGGAAUACGAGACGAAGAAGUACAAGCUCGGCCUCAAGACGGCCGAUGCCAUCCUCAAGAAGUUUCCCGAGGCGGGCGAGACGCUCUGCAUGAAGGGCCUCAUCCUCGCGACGAUGGAGCAGCGCGCCGAGGGCCUCGAGCUGGCACGCAAGGGCGUGCGCCACGACAUUGGCAGCUUCCUCGCCUGGCACGCACUCGGCAUCCUACAGCGCAUGGACAAGAACUGGAAUGAGGCGGUCAAGUGCUACAGCAUGGCGCUGCGCAUCGAGGGUGGCUCCAACGUCAAUCUCAUGCGCGAGAUCAGCUACCUGCACAUGCAGCUGCGCAACUACCCGGCCUUUGUGGAGAGCCGCCUGAACCUGCUCAAGGUGCAGCCGCACCUGCGCAUGAACUGGGUUGCCCUCGCCACGGCGCACCACCUGGCCGGCAGCCUGGAGCAGGCUGUGCGCGUGCUCGAGCGCUACGAGGAGACAUUGCGGGACGUCCCUGCCCGCUCGUACGAGCACUCCGAGGUGCUUCUCUACCACGCCUCCAUCCUCUUUGAGGCGGCGCGCUACGCCGACAUGCUCGAGUUCUUCUCGGCGCGCGAGGCGCAGACGAUGGACCCGCAGGGCGUGGCGCUGCUGCGGGCGCGCGCCUACCUGGCGACUGGCGCGUCGGAGAAGGCGGAGAUGACGUACGAGACGCUACUGAAGCGCAACGGAGAGGACCGCAGCGUGGUGGAGGGCUGGCUCAGCGCCAAGGGCGUCAAGGCUGUAUCCGCGACGCCAGAGGAGGCUGCUGCCGCCGCCAAGGCGCUCACAGAGCUCUCCGAGCUGCUGCCCAAGUCGGCGGCUGCCCGGCGCGUGGCGCUCGUGUAUCUGCAGGGCGACGAGUUCCGCAGCCGCGUCGCGACGUACAUCCAGAGCGCGCUGCAGAAGGGCGUGCCUUCGAUCUUUGCGGACGUGUACGGGCUGUACAAGGAUGAUGAGAAGCGGAGAGUGGUAGAGGAGAUUGUGGAGGGCUUCAGAGAAGAGUGGGCGCCGAGCGAGAGCGCAGCGGACCAAGAAGAGCCGAGCUCCUAUCUCUGGUCGCUGUACUUCCUUGCACAGCACUACUCCAAGCUCGGCAACACGGACCGCGCCCUCGUGCUCAUCUCCUCUGCCAUUGCCCACUCGCCCACGAUGCCCGAGCUGCAUAUGAUGCGUGCGCGCAUCCUCAAGCGCGCCGGCGACCUGCACGCCGCGGCGCAUGCCAUGGAGGAUGCUCGGACGCUCGACGGCCAGGACCGCUUCCUGAACUGCAAGGCGGCCAAGUACCAGCUGCGCAUCGGCCGGACCGCCGAGGCCAGCAAGAUCGUCGGCCUCUUCACCAAGGCCGAUGCGCCUGACCCGGUCGCGGACCUGCUCGAGAUGCAGGCCUUCUGGUACCUCGCCGAGGAGGCCGACGCGUGGAUCCGGACGGGCAACUUCGCCAUGGCGCUGAAGCGGUUAGACCAGAUCGAUCGCACCUUCGACGAGAUCUACGACGACCAGCUUGACUUCCACUCGUACUGCAUGCGCAAGUUCACGCUGCGCUCGUACGCGUCGAUGGUGCGGUGGGAGGACCAGCUGCGAUCCCACCCGGCGUACUUCCGCGCCGCGCUCACCACGAUCAAGCUCUACACGCGCCUGCACGACGAGCCGGCGCUUGCCAAGGGCGGCUCGAACGGCACGAACGGCGAGCUCACCGACGAGCAGCGCAAGGAGGCCAAGAAGGCCAAGCGCGCCGAGCUGCGUGCGGCGGAGGAUGCGAAGAAGAACGCCGCCAAGCCCAAGGUCGAGGCGAAGAAGGCCGACGACGACGAGUUGCCGGGCCCGCCCAAGGACGAGGACCCGACAGGCAGCAAGCGUCUGGCAGCGCUGAACAAGCCUCUUGUCGCUGCCACUUCGCUGCUGGCCGUGCUGCAGGAGCGCGCCGCCACGCGCGUUGAGACAUGGCUGGCGACCUUCGAGGUGGCCUCGCGGCAACGCAACUGGCUGCUGGCUGCGCGGGCGCUCACGCAUGCGCAGCGCCUCGAGCCACAGCAUCCCGAGGUCCACCGGCAAACGGUGUUGCUCCUCUCGUCGCUGCCGGACCUGGCAGCGGCGCCGGCACCGGUGCGCGCGGGCAUCGAGACUGCCAAGGCGCAGCUGCUGCCGCAGGAGCAGAGCCUGGAGGCGCUCUCCUCCACCUACGUGCAGGCGCACCCCGCCUCGGGCGCCCACCUUCUGGGCGGAGCUCGCGCCCUGCUGGCGUUGCGCGGCGAUGCCGGGCGUGCCGACGCACUGGCCAUGCUGCAGCAGCUGCCGCGGGCCGAGACGCAGCUCGAGCUGCCGACGCUCGUCGAGGCGCUCGGCCUGCUCCCGUCGUUUGGUGCCGACGAUGCCGCUCGAGCCGAGUUCGUCAAGGCCGCACAUGAGCGCUUCCCGCGCGCCGAUGCGUUCAAGGACAAGGCGCUGCUGCAGGAGGAGGAGAAGCAACGGGAGGAGGAGCGGGCAGCGUGGGCUGCCAGCAAGGACGAGGCCGAGGGCGCGGCAGAGGCAGGCUCGGCACCUACGCAAAAGUAGAUGAGCUUCCGCACACGCUGGCUAAUGCAUAGAUUGGCCGCCGGGAGCCGGGGGUAUGUUGUUGGGGG
Molecule: messenger RNA, 2702 nt
Organism: Tilletiopsis washingtonensis
Lineage: Eukaryota; Fungi; Basidiomycota; Exobasidiomycetes; Entylomatales
Product: N-terminal acetyltransferase A, auxiliary subunit
Exons: 10
Coding region: 10-2634 (874 amino acids)
Biological process (GO): N-terminal peptidyl-methionine acetylation
Cellular component (GO): NatA complex; cytoplasm
Molecular function (GO): protein binding; protein-N-terminal amino-acid acetyltransferase activity
Source: RefSeq, a predicted model, not a curated record